AUGAUCCGACCUUCGCUUCACGAUUGGUACCUGUUAUUUAAGCCCAAAUCCCCAUUCAUUCACACUGAUACAACUCCCCAUGGGUACUGCAGAUAUUUUGGAGCGUUCUUGAUUGGGGUUGUAGUCUCUGCCGCGAGCUCACAAGCACACAAAGUUACUUGUGUGCAGACAUGGUACUACUUUAGCUGGUAUUUCUCGGAUCCUUGGUACAACAAACUUUUAGUUGGCGCUGUAUUUGUAUCAGACACAACCCAUCAAGCUUUGAUUACACAUGCCUUGUAUACGUACCUUGUCACUGACUUUGGCAACGCCAGUGAUCUCGAGAAAAUUGUGUGGAGCCUAUUGGUUGAAGUUUUGUUCAAUGGCUUCACGGGGUUUAUGGUUCAAAGCUUCCUCGCCAAGCGUGUCUACCAUCUGAGCAACAAGAACAUGAUCAUAACCGCGUCCGUGAUGUCAGUUGUCAUCGCUGAACUUGUCAUUGUUGUCAUAUAUGUUGUAAAAGCUCUCGAGUUGGCGACCUUCACUCAAGUUCGCCAGAUCAAGUCAUGGUCAAUGUCUAUAAAUGCUGUAGCAGCUGCCGGAGAUAUCCUUAUCGCUGUAUUACUCUGCAUAUUCCUCCAACGAUCUCGCACUGGGUUCCGUCGGUCCGAUACCAUGAUCAACAAGCUCAUGCUGUACACUAUCAACACUGGUCUACUUACCAGUGUUUGCGCAAUGAUGUCCUUUAUUUCUGUAUGUAAAACAUCACAAACGGCUCGUUACUUCGUUCCUGACCCAGAUGUGGCACAGAUUGUAUUGUGGCCUGAUACCUUCAUAUACAUCGCAUUCUAUUUCUGCGUGGGACGUCUUAAUUGCAAUUCCCUGCUGGCCACCCUCAAUGCACGCAAGGGUAUCCGCCGUGAUGGCGAUGCUUGUAACGAGCACGUGUCGACUUUGAUAGAUAGAGCCCUGAGACCUAUCAACAGUCCCAUCAGCUCAUCGCAAAUGGAGAUGCCGAAUCACCUUUCAAUUAAGCUAGAUACCACGCAAGAAUGCAUUGAAGAUCAGGACCUCAAAAGGGCGCAUAGCUCGCUCGCCCUCGCCCGACUCAUCCUCGACGGCGUAUCAGUGGCCUCCACAUACCCAGCAGGCUUGCUCAAAAUCGACUUGAUAAAUGCCUUGGUUGGUUUGGACCAGGGAGUCGCCGACAAUAAGAAUGGAACAUCGGUCUCUUUCCCCGUCAAUUUGUUGAGAACUUUCGGUAGUUUGAUGGCCACUUUACUAAGGGCGCAGUCAGUUCAAUUGCUUACGGAUGAGAAUCGGGCUGAGUGGCCGAAGUUGCUGCAGAGGAAGCUAGUGUUAUGUGAAAAGAUAGUCCAUCACUGA
Suillus plorans is the source of this 1365-nucleotide messenger RNA. RefSeq lists its product as uncharacterized. The record is from RefSeq and is a predicted model, not a curated record. Bases 1 to 1365 code for a protein of 454 amino acids. Lineage: Eukaryota; Fungi; Basidiomycota; Agaricomycetes; Boletales; Suillaceae. The transcript is spliced from 14 exons.